GACAAGGCUGGGAAAGCCCCAGUAAGACCUGUAAACUUGAAGAUGGAUUGUGCCCUUAGCCUACAGGUCAGGAUGAAUGAUUCAGCCACCAGUGAAAUGAAGAUCUAAGAAUCUUGCUUCCUUGAGCCUGGGUGGAACAUAAAACCUGGAGGGAACAAACGACCUCUGAAUUCUUCCAUACGCAAGACUUUUCUCAUCUUUGUUUCUCCCAAAACACCUGGAACGAGGAAAAUCUCUGCACUGGCCAAGCAGGAGACACAGCAUCUAUGGACUGAAGGGAAUCAGUUGGUGGUUUCUUGAAGCAGGUAGAGAGGGACUUCACACUCUCACUUGGAACCAGAAGUUGAAUUUCUAAGCAUAAUAUGUUUUAGAAGUCAUGGGCUGUGGCACUUCUUCAAAAAAAGGCAACAAAUCUAAGAAAGAGAACACAGACAUAAUAAUGUCCAGUAUCAACUUGGUGACUUCAGCAUCAUUCAUAACGGAACAUUCAAGGGACCUAAUGAUAAAAGCCGCGUUAGUCAUCCAAAAUUGGUACCGGCGGUACAGAGCUCGACUGAGGGUCAGACAGCAUUAUGCCCUCGCCAUCUUCCAGUCUAUUGAAUAUUCUGACGAGCAAGGCCAAAUGCAGCUAUCCAGCUUCUUUUCGUUCAUGUUGGAAAACUACACAAAGACAAAUAAUGAAGAUUCAGCAUUAGUAACUCGAAUUUUUGACAACACCAGGCGGGAAAGCCAAAUCAAGGAUAGAGAUGACUUUUUGGGGUUGAUAGAAGUGCCUGACUCCUAUGAUGGUCCUCGGCUGCAGUUUCCUCUGACGUUUACUGACAUCCAUAUACUUCUUCAGGCCUUCAAGCAACAGCAGAUACUUCAUGCUCACUACGUCUUAGAGGUGCUAUUUGAAGCUAGGAAAGUCCUGAAGCAAAUGCCGAAUUUCUCUCAUGUAAAAACCUUUCCCGCCAAAGAGAUAACAAUAUGUGGUGAUUUGCAUGGGAAACUGGAUGAUCUUAUGCUGAUUUUCUAUAAGAAUGGCCUGCCUUCAGAGAACAAUCCAUACGUUUUCAAUGGUGACUUUGUAGAUCGAGGAAACAAUUCCAUGGAGAUCCUAAUGAUCCUGCUUGUUUGUUUUCUUGUCUACCCCUCUGACCUGCACCUCAAUAGAGGGAACCAUGAAGACUUUAUGAUGAACCUGAGGUAUGGCUUCACAAAAGAAAUUUUACAAAAAUACAAGCUACACGGGAGAAAAAUCUUACAAGUCUUGGAAGAAGUCUAUACCUGGCUCCCAAUCGGUACAAUUAUUGACAACGAAAUCCUGGUCAUACAUGGUGGGAUAUCAGAAUCCACAGACUUGAAUACACUCCACCAGUUACAAAGAAAUAAAAUGAAAUCUGUGUUGAUGCCGCCAGUGUUGGGAAAUCAAGAGACUGGCGAAAAGAGAAAUAAAUCAGCGUCAAAUUAUGUUGAACCAAGGAAGGUUGAACCAGACAAGACUCCUUCUGAAGACUUGACAAAGCAAGAAUGGGAACAAAUAGUUGACAUUCUGUGGAGUGACCCCAGAGGCAAAAAAGGCUGUUAUCCAAACACAAGCCGAGGAGGGGGCUGCUAUUUUGGACCAGAUGUUACCUCUAAGGUUCUUAGUAAAAACCAGUUGAAGAUGCUCAUUAGGUCUCAUGAGUGUAAACCCGACGGGUAUGAAGUCUCUCAUGAUGGAAAGGUCAUUACUGUAUUUUCUGCUUCUAAUUAUUAUGAAGAAGGCAGCAACCGAGGAGCUUACAUCAGACUAAGUUAUGGUACAAUGCCACAAUUUUUCCAGUACCAAGUAACUAGUACAUCAUGCCUGAACCCUCUUCACCAAAGGAUGAAUGCUAUGGAAUCCAGUGCUUUCAAGAUACUAAAGGAAAAAAUGAUUUCACGAAAAACUGAUCUCAUCAACGCUUUCGAGCUCCGUGACCACAGUAGGUCAGGAAGGAUUUCAUUGGCCGAGUGGGCAUUUUCUAUGGAGAACAUUUUGGGGCUGAACUUACCAUGGAGAUCUCUAAGUUCACACCUGGUAACCAUUGAUUCCAGCGGAAGUGUUGACUACAUGUCCAGCUUUGACGAUAUCCGUAUUGAAAAGCCUACGAAAGAUAUGAAGUCCAAUCUAACUGAAACUAUGUACAGAUACCGAUCUGACCUGAAAAUCAUAUUUAAUAUCAUCGACAGUGAUCAAUCAGGUCUGAUCUCCAUGGAUGAAUUUCGGACCAUGUGGAAACUUUUCAAUGCUCAUUACAAAGCUCAUAUAGAUGAUUCCCAAAUUGAUGAGCUUGCCAGCAUAGUGGACUUCAACAAAGAUGGCAACAUCGACUUUAAUGAGUUUUUAAAGGCUUUCUAUGUAGUACAUAAAUAUGAUAAGCCAGGGACCAGUCUUGCUUAAGAUGAACAAAAACUUCUCCCAGCCUCCUUGAAAACAGAUGACCCCAAGUUUCAGUCUUAACAAAGGCCCCUUGAAAUUCGUAGUAGUAGAGAAAAGUAGACCCUAAUUCACACCAUAAGCAGAUGCAUCAUGUGAGUGUUUGCAGUCCUUAGCAAACUGCUAUUGGUAAAACUAUGUUAAAUAACAGUUGAUGAGAUUUACUUCCAGUGUUAGGAUUGCCAGUGAUAAACUGGGUUUGGACCUAGUAUUGGUCUCAAAUGAUACCUAACCAGGAGAUCAAAGAAAUUUAGAAACAUACUGAAAGGAACCCAGAGAUCAGGAGAGAAAACAAUUAGGGGUAAUAACUGUGAGUGGCUGGGGAUGAGGUGAAUACUAAACUAUUAUUGAAAUAAAAUACUUCCAUCAUCAAACUGUAAUUGUUUUUUUGGAGAAUCCAUAACCAGUGAUCUUGAGUAGGUGGGGAACCACCUUGAGGGUCGAGAAACAUAUUAGAAUCUUGUGAGAGAGUGUGAGAACAACAAACCCCCUAUUUUUCUUGUUUGCUGGAAAUACGAAGUCAAUAUAUUCACAUUGAGCCCUAUAAUUAAUAUGGUCUGACAACUUGAUGGAUAAGACAGGGCCUUGGUUAUAUACCCUCUGUAGCUUAUUCUGUUAUUCUUAUUACAUAUCAAACACCUGACUACUUUCCAAGGGUGAGGCUAUAUUUCAUUAAUUUUUUUUAAAGUUUUGGAACUUUGAGAUCAAGAAAUAAUCCAGAUCAUGUUAGCCUCCAUGCUAUGUAUCAGAAAUAAUGAAUAAACUGUAUCAGAUACCUUUGGAAAUGAGUAACUAAACUUGUAGAAAAGCAAAAGAAACCCCUAGGUGCGGGCAAACAAUGUACCUGAAACCAUGGUAAUACUAAUAUCAGACAAGAUAGGUUUUAAUGCUGUGGAUGGAAAAAUGCAACUUUUGCCUUGAAGAAUAAGUGAUAAUUUAUUUAAAUGUAUAUUCAUACCCAGAAACCUAUUUUGCCUCCAAUUCUAUGCUCCAACAUGGUAACCAUUUCAUACUUUUCUUACAGUUACAGAAAAAAGAAAUUUAUACAUCAAAACUCACGACUACAUUGAUGGAAAUAUUGUUUAGGAGAGUUCUAUAGCAAGGUGCUGAAAUCUCCAUCAUAGGCCUCACAUGCUAUCUGAUGACCACUCUAGAGUGGAUUGAUGGAAGUUAGGGGCUUGUUAAGAACACAUCUAAAAUGCUUUUUAUUCAUUCUUUAUUUUUUUUAAAUUGAAAUGCAAUUACAUUCUGUUUCCUCUUUCCUUUGCUCCCUAAAAUCUCCCCCAUCUACACCUCCUCCCCCCCUCCGCUCACUCUCAAAUUCAUGGCAUUAUGUCAAACCUAGAAAUGGGCAAAGAAUGGCUUUUAAAGGGACUGAAAAUAGCCCAAAAUAACUUGAUUUGGUUGGAAACAUUUUAAUUUUCCAUAAUCACAAAAUUAAGACUUUUGGUUUAAUAAAAUCUUUAA
Mus musculus (house mouse) is the source of this 3910-nucleotide messenger RNA. It is a transcript of the gene Ppef1, whose product is annotated as protein phosphatase with EF hand calcium-binding domain 1. Gene Ontology annotation, molecular function: hydrolase activity; manganese ion binding; protein serine/threonine phosphatase activity. The coding region runs from base 377 to 2407 and encodes 676 amino acids. The transcript has 19 exons. NCBI's taxonomy places the organism in Eukaryota, Metazoa, Chordata, Mammalia, Rodentia, Muridae. The record is from RefSeq and is a predicted model, not a curated record. Gene Ontology annotation, biological process: positive regulation of proteasomal protein catabolic process; negative regulation of intrinsic apoptotic signaling pathway by p53 class mediator; detection of stimulus involved in sensory perception.